UCGCCCGCCUUCACUGCUCCGGGCCGCGAGGAAGUCUCAAGAUGGCUGCCGUGGCUGGAAGUCUGCUCCCUUCUGCAACAUGAAGCCGUGAGAGCGCGAGACCGCGAGGGAGGCACCAUCGGGCUUUUCUUUUUAUUUUCUUUUAGUUACUUUUCUUUUCUUUCGUCAAACAUCCAUCUCAUUCCGCGUCGUGUCGGCCCCGGGCUCAUCUUCGGGAGUGACGCGUCAAAUCACGCCGGGACCUGCCUCAGCUAAAGCGGCUAACUCACACAUUCGGCUAAAGCGGCUAACUCGGCUAACUCGCGGCUAGCUCCCACUCACAUUAGUUUAGCUGUGCCCCGCUCCGCGCACAGGUGCGUGUCAGAAACACGCGUGGCAACAGGCUGCUGUCGUGUAUCACACAAACCCCCGUCAGGACGCUGAACCCACGCGGGGCGCGCAGCUGUCACAGAAAAGCCCGAUCGGACCGUACUGGGCUCAACAUGUCCGCGGAGUGGCCGUGCAGCCUGUGGCUCCUGCACUAAUGCGCAGUAUCCAUCCGUUUAAUGUGCUCAUCCCGCUGCCGUCUUAUUCUUUUUCACCCCGUCACUGCACAAACCCCCCCAGUAUCCGCCAUUAGCUGCCAGAGCUGCAGGAUUUAGGGCACAUUAUGGGCACACGGAACUUUUUCUGCCUGUAGGUAGCGACAUUGGCCUUGUUGGCAACUCACCAAAAAUCCACCGAAAUGGACACUACACUCGACCAAAACUGAGGCGUUUUGUUUACUGUGGACUGUUGAGCUCCGCCAGGCACUUGUUCCAGCUUCAGUCACUACAGAGACCCAGAGUUAGCUCGCCUUCGGCGCACAGCUAGCCCCCGUCUCCCCCUCACACACACUCAAACACGGCGUACAGGACAUACUCGGAGCCCGCUCCCGGACACACGCACCGGCUCAGUAACACCGUCAUGGGAGUGCAGGGCUUUCAGGAGUACUUAGAGAAGCGAUGCCCCGGGGCCGCGGUCCCCGUGGACCUGCUGAAGUUGGCCCGGACAGCGGCCCGCCAGCCUCCUCAUCACCCGCACCAUCACCCUCAUCACCCGGGGCCUCCCCCACCUCCCACCCGGAUCCUCAUGGACGCAGACUCGGGCCUGCAGCGGCUAUACGGGGGCUACCAGACGGACUGGGUGUGCGGCGGAGAGUGGAACGCCAUGCUGGGCUACCUGGCCGCGCUGUCGCAGGCCUGUCUGUACCAGGGCGGCCUGGAGCUCGUGGUGGUGUUUAACGGGACCCUGGGGAAGGAGCGCUGGCCCGAGUGGGCGCGGCGCGUACAGGGCCAGCGGCAGACCGCGCAGCUCAUCGUGAACCACGUCGGCAGUAAGGCCACCCCGCCUCCCCGGGCCUGGUUCCUGCCGCCCGCCUGCCUCAGCCACUGUGUGCGCCUCGCCAUGUUCCGCUUCAGAGUGCGGGUGGUGCAGACGCUGGAGGACCACCACCAGGAGGUGUUGUCUCUGUACCGGGACUUUGGCUUCGCAGGUCUGAUUGCUCAGGACUCAGAGUUUGCGCUGUGUAAUGUUCCGGCGUAUUUCUCGUCUCAUGCCCUCAAACUAAGCUGGAACGGGAAGAACCUGACCACACACCAGUACCUGCUCUCUGAGGCCGCCAGACAACUGGGACUGAAAACACACCACCUGCCCUGCUUCGCUGCUCUGCUCGGAAAUCACAUUCUGCCUGAUGAGGACCUGGCUGCCUUCCACUGGAGCCUCCUGGGACCAGAGCACCCACUCGCCUCUCUCAAGGUUCGUGCUCAUCAGUUGGUGCUGCCUCCCUGUGAGGUGGUCAUCAAAGCUGUGUCCGAGUACGUCUCCUCCAUAAAAGACCUGAACAACCUGGACGCCAUCGCCAAAGACGUCUUCAAACAGUCACAGUCUCGAAUGGAAGACAAGAUCGAACGUUUCAAAAAAGCCGUAGAGUAUUUCUCCGCUGCCUCCAAACCACGCUCUCAGAACCUGGGCACCUCCGCCUUCAUCUUACCAGGUUUUGGACCUCCUCCGUUCGGACCACCAGGACCCAUGGGACCCAUGCAGCCUGGAAAGAACCAGUUCCCUCCUUCCCAGGCUCCUGGCCUGAAGCCUCCAUUUCAGAACUCUCCUUUCGGCUCCGGAUCGCCUCUGUUCCAGGCUCCGCCCACAGACUGUAACGAUUCGCUCUCAAACAAAAUGGGCUUCACUGAUUGGUCGGCUCCUUACGAUUCCACUCAGGGCGGGAGUCGAUUACCCAAUCACCACACAGGACAGCAGUCUGGCCCCUCCCCUUCACCCUCGUCUUCGUCCGAUGGAGAUGAGCCCAACGACAACAACGCAAAUCAUUUGACGGACAAGUCUUCUCGAUGGGAGGAGCCCUCUGCAAAGCCCGGCUCUGGAGAAGCCUCCUCUGGGAACGGAGGCUCCAGUAUCCCCUCUCUGCUGUCUAUGGCCACCCGCAGCCACAUGGACAUCACCACGCCCCCUCUGCCCCAGGUCAGCGCUGAGGUACUGCGAGUGGCCGAGCACAGACACAGAAGAGGACUCAUGUAUCCACAGAUCUACCACAUCCUCACCAAGGGCGAGAUGAAGAUGCCUGUGUGCAUAGAGGAUGAGUGUAACUCUGAGCUGCCUCCGGCCUCUCUGCUGUUUAGAGCCGCACGACAGUACGCCUAUGGAGUCCUCUUCAGUUUGGCCGAAACGCACCGCCGUCUGGAGAGACUUGCCCUGCGCAAGAGGGCGCCCCUAGAGGUUCCUCCGGUGAUCGUGAAAGAGUGGAGUUGUGGUAAGGCAAAGUCUGCGUUGACUCCAGAGCUGGUUCCUGCUCUGUGUUUCCGGGAAUGGACGUGUCCAAACCUGAGGCGUCUGUGGCUGGGUCGAGCCUCUGAGGAUCGCUCCAGAAGAACCAGAGCCUUUUUAGCCUGUCUGCGUUCAGACUGCCCCGCCCUGCUCAACCCCGCACAGGUGCCCCAGCACCUGCUGCUCAUGUGCUGCGUGCUCAGGUAUAUGAUGCAGUGGCCCGGGGGCAGGAUCCUUCAGAGACAUGAACUCGAUGCCUUUUUGGCUCAGGCUGUUUCCAGUCAGCUCUAUGAGCCGGACCAGCUGCAGGAGCUCAAGGUGGAGAAGGUGGAUGCUCGCGGCGUGCAGCUCGCCUCUCUCUUCAUGGCGGGUGUAGACACAGCGCUCUUUGUCAAUGACGUCUGUGGACAGCCGUUGCCAUGGGAACACUGCUGCCCCUGGGGCUUCUUUGACGGAAAACUGUUUCAGAGCAAACUGUCGCGAGCAUCAAGAGACCGCGCCGCCCUGCUGGACAUGUGCGAGGGACAGGAGGAGCUGGUGUCCAAAGUGGAGAAGAUGCGCCAGGCGAUCCUUGAGGGCAUAAACCUGUCACGGCCGCCCCCUCCUCCCCCUCCUCUGCCCCCUCCUGCCUUCCUGCCCCCCUCUAUGGUGCCCCCCUUCUACCCCAUCCCCCCUCUGUACCCCCCACGGCCCAUGGGCAUGCCUCCACAUCACCACCCGCACCACCCACACCACCCCGCCCAGCACAGACCAAGAGCCUUCCCAGGCCUCCAGUCCAUCCCUCCUCAGGGCGGUAAGCUGGAGAUCGCAGGGAUGGUGGUGGGCCAGUGGGCCGGGAACAAACCAGUGCGCGGCCGUGGCUUCAACAUGAACAUGCAGGUGGUGUCAGUGGGAGCAGGGAGAGGAAGAGGCAAAGAAAUUCCAGCUAAAAUGAGAGGAGGAAAGAAGGCCACUGCCAACAGACCCCAGACCUCUCCUCCCUCCAGUCCACAGGAGGAGGCGGGCUCAGUGCCAGACGCCGUGUCGCAGCUAAACGGCAGUUCGGCCACUGCCAUUGGCCAGUCCCUGGACCUGGCUUCUCUGGCCCAGCCAAUCCCAUGUGCCUUAGCCAGCAGAGACAACCAAUCAGAGGAGGCCGCGUGUUGCCUUGAAGACUGUGCAUCAGACGGAGCGCUGCAGAAAGAGGAGUGAAGUCCGACAGUCCGACUGCCUUCCUGUUUUAGCCCCGCCCCCACUGUUGUAGCCCCGCCCUCCCCGUGAUAGCCCCGCCCUCUCUGCGCGCUGACCUGAAGCAGAAACUCUCCUGCUUUACGUUAGCGCUGAUGCAGCAAGCGGCGCCUUUGAGUUUCCAUGUGAUUUUAUGUUCUGUUGGUCUGUACGCGCCCCGCCCUUUUAGCAAGCCCUGCCCUUUUAGCAAGCCCCGCCCCUUUAGAAUGCCCCGCCCCCUUAAACAGAAUAAGCUGUCCCCUUUAGUUUGGAUGGUUUGAUUUGAGCCCUGUUGAAUCUCUGCACAGCAAAGACAGGCAGGAUGGUGGUUCCAGCUCUAGGCCUGGUCAGCCUCAUCACCGUAGCCAGAGCAUUCUGAACACUUUAGUUUUAAAAUGGGUUUUAAAAGUAUAUUCUCAAAUCAUUUGAAUAGAACUAUGAUGAACUAGUGCAGUGUCCCUCCCCGUUUUCGAUGCAUGUGUGCAUGGAGCAGUCCUUUUAAUUGGUUCUGGAGCAGUGAGUCGUGGUGUUAGCAUGCUAGUGUGCUAGCUCACUCUGACCUAUGUAGCAUAGCCUGGACCUUUGCUGUGCUCAGAAACCCUUAUGCACCUUAGGCCUGUAUGCAAGAGAAUGCCCCGCUCCUCAAAGUGCAUUAUACCCCAUCCCCCCCAAAGCUUUGAUUGUAUCAUCUCAACAGAAGCACUUAUGUUAUAUUUAAAUGAAUUAAACGCUCCUCCCUAAAUAUGACAUAGAUCCACCGCUAGAUUCUAUGAGACGUCCGAAUGUGAACAGAGUGGUUCAGGAGAAGCACUUUGUUUUAAAAUCUUAGCCACACUGGAGCACCCCCUACCAGUGAAACUCUGAGGCACCUUCGGUUCAGGCCAAAAAGAGAAACAGAAAUGGACUUGAAUGGAGAGUGUGGCCCUGCCAGGCAGAGGCCCUCCUCUUUACAUGACUUAAUACAACGCUAAAAGACUCCCCCUGCUGGGAGAUAGAACAGAUCUCAGAUCUCUGAAAUGUCCAAAGUCGAUUUGAUUGGCCGACGAGCCAAUAGUCUUACACAGGGGCGCGGCAGCAAAGCCCCAUGGCUCUGAAGGAGCUGACAAGCACUUCCCUACACCUCCGCCGACAGGCCCAGGCAGGGACAGAACUACAACGCGUUAUUAUAGCACUUAUGUUUGUAGACAAUGACAGACGGCCCAAAAAUAUAUCUGAUAUAUCUGACACAUAAGAGUAUUCUAACCAUUAGAGGUUUCACUGUUGCCAGUGCAGAGCAGGAGACUGACCACAGGAGGCGCUGUGUUCAAUUCAGGAAGGGUUGACCCGGUGUGUCAGCUGUCGACAGAAGCACCUUACUCUUAACGCGUCGACUGCGUUUAUCACCAUGAACGAUGUACCGGCUCAAACUGAAGUGUUCUGAGUGUACAGUGGUUUAUACAGAACGCCCAGUGCAGCUCUGCUCAGGCUCUGGCCCAGACUCAAAACACCAAAAUGACUUUAGGUUCUUUUGCCCUCGCGGCUCUUCACAUGUUUUAGGUGCUGUGGAAGCAGACAGCACCAGGAUUAUUAACACGACCGAAACACGAGAAUAGGCUAGAAAAUCCACCGCCACUGGCUGAUAAACAAGUCUAGACCUUUAGUGACGUCAUACUUAACAAAGUUCAGCUUAUGACAUCAGAUUAGUACAAACUUGUAUCUCUGCAGUACAUUGUUAGGCUAUUUUCUGCGGCAAGUUUGAGUGAAAUCAACAAUACGAUGAUUCCCACUCGCGAUUGGCUUGCCAUACUAAACACACACACAUUCACAUUACACAGGAGAAACCAGUUAUGUUACCAACUGCGUCACUGCUUUCGUGAUAGUUCGUUCUAGUGGAGUGGUUGUCCAUUAAAGAUCAUUUGGUAACAUAUUCUACUGACUAAACAACAAACAGAAUCCCACAACUUUUGCAUGGACAUUGAAAAUUCCUACAUACAUUGAACACAGCACACAUAACAUUAUUACAUUGAUGUUUUAACCCUGAGUUAACGCUGUAGUUAGACAUGGGAAAAAUUCAACAUGAUUGGAGAUGUAGUGUCCGGCUUUCGUCCUCGUCUGAUUUAGUUCAAUAGUUUUAUUAUUGGUGAUUUUUAUGCUUCGUAUACUGCACCCGCCCCCUGCUACUCUUUGACACUUUCUAUCACCCAGCCCAUCUGUCCCGUAGUCUGUUGUUUUCCUGAAAAUCCAUAAACCACACGCAUCAAAUCACACUCAAUAUUAAAGGUCCUGCAUUGUGCAAAUUGUUUUGAUUUUGACCAUGUUAUGAGGCUGUUUCCUUAUCAAAAACAAGUUACAUUGAUGUUUGAAUAAUCAUGCAUUUAAUAUGCAUGAUUAUUCAAACAUGAAGCCCAAAACACCAUGAUCGACUUUGUGACAUCAGUAGGUUGUGAUCUAGAAGUGGUCCUCUAUGUUCUUCAGAUCUGUUUAAAGGUUUAACAACAAAUGCCAAACAAUUUUGUCAGUAAAAUAUUUUUUAUGUACGUCCUUACAUUAAACAUGUACUAUAGCAAAGAAACUCAAGGCAAGACCUAGUGAUAAGAAUGCAUUGGAUUAAAGUAGGCACCCGAAGUGCUCACACUGCAUUAUUCAUUCACUCCACACUCAGUAAUAGCAAACUGAUAUUGUAACCACAGCUGCCCUGGGGAAGCCAGGCUGCUAAUCUGUGCCAUUGGCCCCUCUUACCACCAGCAGCUGUUCCUGUCAGGUUUACAUAUUGAAUAAAAGUGUGUAUUGUGUGAUUAUCUUGAGUCUCAAAUGCAGGACGAAUGCAGGAUUUCUUAAACAUGCAGAAUAACUCAACAUACAGAUUGGAGUGUUAAAACUAAUGAUGAAGAGAAGUCUAGUUUGCGUACAUCUCCUUUAAUUGACAGUGUCUCAGAUGAAAAGCACCUGUACAAUGCAUAAUAUUGGACCUUUAUUCAAAGCGCACACACAAAACGCAUUCACUGGAUCAGUAUAACGUCGUCCACCUCUGUAAGCUUUAAAAACACAUUCAUGUAUUAAACACACAAGCUCCCCCCCUCCUCUUAGCUCUAAAACCAUUUCUAUUGGCCACCCUUUCUCUUUCUCUGGGCUGCCCUGCCCCCUCCCCCAAUUAACAGUAAACUUAUAUUAACGUGGAUAAUCCGUUUCUGUAUGUAUCUAGCCAGUCUCAAAAGAAAAAGUUGAAAAAAAAAUCAAAAACUGUUUUAUUCAAUUGUGCAAAUGUGUUUUUCUUACUAUUUUAAUGUUACUACAUCUAUUCUAAUCCUACCAUUGCUUCAGUUAACCUAGUACUGAAAUGCGCUUAGCCAACCUAGAGAUUUCAACUGUUAUGAUUGCAAUUUUCCUUACCUGUAUUUUAUAUGGCAUCCUUAGGCCACUUCACCACUUGUAACGUAGUAAGUAUAGUAAAUAUAUUGCCCGUUUUUAUUUAAAGCUGCACCAUGUCACUUUUCUGGUCGCGUCUAAUGCUUUUUGUAUCUAUGGAGAUGUUGUUUCUUUGCCUGGCAUGUUCCACAGUAUUUAAUUAGAUGUUUUAUUGAUAAAAUAAUAAACAGUGUUAAAGUAAAUAAUUAAUGUGAACAGGUCGUCCGCUGAUCUGACCCGUAACUCUGUCUGUAGACCAUAAAGCAGCGGUGCAGGCAGGAAUGGUUUUGGUUACUAUGAUACUCCCAGUCACAAUUCUAAAUAUGGAACUUUGCUCCAAAUUAGCCGCUAUAAGUUAGAAGCUUCAAUGAGCACAAUGAUAUCACACCAGUCUAUGGAUGGUCACUGUGUCCAUGAAUAUAAAUCUGUUUUAAUGCAUUACUGUGGAACAUUCCAGGCAAAUAACAACAAUAACAACUAUAUGAAGGCAGCAAGUGGCAGUGGACCCUCUACCAGGAAAGUUCCAUAGUGCACCUUUAAAAUGGUUGUCUGCACUAUGUUCGGUUUCAAAAUAACCCCAAAAAGAAAUGUUAUGAUCUAAGCUGUAAUCUGCACCCUUGCACAAAGUUAAACAAACAUUAUUCUUGAACAUUGAGAACCAAAGUAUAUUUAGAAUUCAAUGAAAACCCUUUUAAAUCUUAUAUAUUCCCCUGGUAUUGCCCCGAAAUAACGCCUUUUCACAUGUGAUUUAACUGUAAAAGACAGCACAAGGUUCAGUGAGGUUAUCAGAAUAGAAGAUUUUUGUGGUAUUAAAGAGUUGGAGACAGGACAGGGACAAUGGGACGAUUUAAGUUCAAAAAGAUUUCAUUUGAUUGUAAUAAAUUGUGUUCAAAUUAAAUUCUAACAUUUGAGAAUUAUUUAAAGGGCCCAUAUUACACUAUUUUCUCAUCUGUGGUAUAACGUUUUCUCAUCCAAAACAUACCUGGACUUUGUUUCAUUCACAUGUUUAGGUGGAACAGAGCAUUCUGAGCUUUGGAGAUGUAGAGAGAUCAGUAAUAAAGGGUUACUCAAACAUGUGAAUGAAACAAAACACAACUCCAGGUGUGUUUUUGAGGAGGAAAUGACAUUCUAACAGGACUUGAAGCUUAAACUGUGUGUGAUAUAGGACCUUUAAAUAGAGGUGGAGAGCAGCUAAGAGUUCUCAGGUGGAGUUUGCUGUGGAACUGUCAGAUGCAGAUUUAUGGUUCAUAUCUCUGUAAUUAUUGGAUCUGUUCACAUGAAACAAAAACUGUUACGAAGGUCAACAUCUUGUCUGUUUUCUUUGCUAUUUUAACUUGAAUUUUUUUCCCUUUGAACUUGGAAUAUUACUGGGAUAUUUUGCUGCCCUCCAUCUGAAAUUUGAUAAUGUGAACACAAUUUUUUGUGUUAUUAACUGACUGAAAAUCCAUUGUAAUUUUGUUCAGACUCAUGUAUUUUUCCCCUUCUAUUUUUGUAAUGCCACAGAUUUAAAACUGAAUUUUCCUCAAAGCACCAAACUCAUUUUGGUGGUGGAAAUUUUAUGAGACAAGUACACAGAUGAUGUAUUUGCUGUUGACAUUUUGUUUUCAUUGCAUUAUCAAAUUCAAACCGUAUGUAACUGUUCUGUUGAAAAUAAAUAUAUUUUCAGAAAACUUCUUAUCAAACCAUUAUUAAGAAAUAUGAAAAAGGGAAAAUUCAGUUAUCAAUUUGUGGGACAUUAACAGACCGUUGUUUAUAAGAUUUGGGUUUCUGUUCUAUCUGGGAAUGUUGCAAUGUGAAAUCAUUUUACAAUUACUGUGCAAACAAGUAUUUUUACAAUUGGCCUACAUUUUAACAAACAAAAAAAUCAGAAAUUCUUAACUCCUUUUCUAAUCCAUUUCAAGUUCUAUGUGAUAAAAAUCAUUUACUCCACUGUUAGUCGCAUAUGUUUGAAUUCCACAUUUAUUAAAGAGGGGGUAUUGUACAAGAUCAAUUUUAUUUUAGUUCUAACGUUGUUUCCUUAUCAAAAAUACGCCUGCACAGGUUUUAGAUGUCAUCCAUGCAUGUUUGAGUAAAUUAGCGAUCUCUCACGGGCCCUGUUUGAAACCUCCUUACAGUUAAGCAGUAAGAUUUUGUACUAGGCUCCGCCCACAAGCCUUCAUCACCCACUCUCCCACACGAGAAUUCUCCAGAAAUAUACAAAAACAUGAUAGAAAACUGCACACAAUUUGACAAACACUGACUGUGUUGUGUUCGCACUCUGGAUACCCCCUCUUUAAGAAUUUGAGGAAGUAACAUUCAAAUUGCGUUGUAUCUUAAAUAUGUGUAAAUGGACUUAAACAGCUCUUUGCCCUUCUCCUGUCUGACUGCUCUAAAACUGCCACUGCCCCUCCCCAGUUCAAGAACUAUUUUAAGUCUAAAUCCACCCAUGUAUAAGGUUCAAUAAUGCCUACAUUUCAUCAUUUGUACCAAUAUAUAUGUACCUAAACCCACCCCAAACUAUCUGUGCAGCAUAAAGAUUAAGAUACCCUAAUUAUAUUGUACUAGAAUAAUUAUUAUCUUCAUUCUUGCUGUUUAAUUCCAGUUGGUAUCAUUUGUCAUCAUUGUUUAGCAUUAUGGAAGCACCAGACAGUUGUGGAAAGACUUGGAAGGCUUUUUUUAAUUUCGUCUGGUUGUCGGUGGUCUGAUAACGCAGAGGGAGGGGACAAACGCCAAGAGAGAGUCAAGAUGGCAGUCAAGUUUGUACCGGUGGGAAAUGACUUACAGUGCUGAAAUAAAAUUUAUUCUUUUAGUAAAAAAAACAA
Messenger RNA from Boleophthalmus pectinirostris (great blue-spotted mudskipper), 10190 nucleotides. It is a transcript of the gene fam120c, whose product is annotated as family with sequence similarity 120C. Gene Ontology annotation, cellular component: nucleus. The record is from RefSeq and is a predicted model, not a curated record. Bases 946 to 3990 code for a protein of 1014 amino acids. Lineage: Eukaryota; Metazoa; Chordata; Actinopteri; Gobiiformes; Gobiidae. The transcript has 17 exons.